AUGGGAGCUUUUACGGCGCUGAAAAGUCUGAAGAAGUUCUGUAUACAAGUCGAGUUUCUUUGUGCUGGGUGGUUCCUUCGUCCUCCAAAUCCUGCUGACUUACAUAUGCUUCUCAAUAGAGGACAACGCCGUGGGUUUCCAAGCAUAAUCGGAAGCAUCGAUUGCAUGCAUUGGGAGUGGAAGAAUUGCCCAACUGGCUGGGCUGGAGCUUUCUCGGGUCGAAAGGGUGGAACUGCUCCUCUGGUUGAGUUUGAGGUCAAUAACAAAAGGUACACUAAUGGUUAUUACCUUGCUGAUGGAAUAUACCCGAGAUGGGCCAUACUGCGUCAUGGUGCUAGGUUGUUUAAACUGGAGGAUCUUCGAGCCAUCAUGAUAAGUUGUAUCAUUCUUCAUAACAUGAUUAUGGAGGAUGAGUUUGUUGACGAAGAAUUUGCGGAGCCUAUAGAAGCUGAUCUAAUGAAUCCAGCAAUGGCAACCGUCUAUGAUCGGCCUGUGCAUCCUGAUACUGGAGAGGAUAUUCCUUUCGAACUAGUGGGGAGAGAUGGACAAAAUCUUCCUUCAUUCGUGGAUCGUGAAUUUCAGGUAGAGUCAGCCUACCUCCACAAAUGCCUACAAGAUGAUUUGGUGAUGCACAACUGGAACAUGGAUGGUAACUAA
Molecule: messenger RNA, 657 nt
Organism: Rosa chinensis
Lineage: Eukaryota; Viridiplantae; Streptophyta; Magnoliopsida; Rosales; Rosaceae
Exons: 3
Coding region: 1-657 (218 amino acids)
Source: RefSeq, a predicted model, not a curated record